Rosa rugosa (rugosa rose) is the source of this 1640-nucleotide messenger RNA. RefSeq lists its product as uncharacterized. The transcript has 11 exons. The coding region runs from base 212 to 1282 and encodes 356 amino acids. Lineage: Eukaryota; Viridiplantae; Streptophyta; Magnoliopsida; Rosales; Rosaceae. The record is from RefSeq and is a predicted model, not a curated record.
CUUCUUACAGAAGCUGAAGAAAUAGAAUUUGGGAGCGAAGCUUGAACAAAGGUUUGCUCAGAGUUGAGGUUUUGCUUUCUUCUUCUUCUUCUUCUUCACUGCUAAAGUCGGUGAUUUGCAAGGUUUUGAGUUAGGAAGAAGCAUAGAAUCGGCGAUUAAAUGUAUGAUCAAUUAGGUUUUUUGAUAACUUGAAAAGCAAUUGGUUUCGAAAAUGAUGACUCCAAGGCAAGUUUCUGAAGAUCGAGGAUCUCCGCAACAUUUCAGGCACACUCCUUUGCAAGUAAUCCAUGUUGUUGGAAAUUUCUUGAGAAUAUGGUCAAUUUACUCCCUGUACCGUUACUUGUCUCAGACGGGGGCUUCAGUUGUACUAUUUCUCUUCAUUUGUCUGAUCCCAGCAUCCAUCCUAUUUCUAAUUUUGCAGAAGCCUUGGAAGGGCAGGCCACUCUCAAAUACACAGGUGGUUCCUUCUAUUAUAAAUGGUGGUAUAACAGCUCUGUACUUUAUUUUGUGGGGAAAAGGCCUCAAAUCAUGUGGACCUCUUAGAGCUAUAAUGGCAGAGUAUUCUGGUGCUAUCCUUGGAGUACUCUCUGCAGUAUUAUAUGGGCGGAAGGGUCACGCUUGGAAAAAGAUAGGCGGGCUUAUUGCAAUGGUGGCGUCUUUCUACUUCUUAUCUCAAGGGUGGGCCACGGAAACAUACUCUCCAUUCUCAUUUAAAGAUAACGUUGAUACUGAGGUUCAGCCAGAACAGGUGUUAGGUAUGAAAGAGAUGGCAAUUCCAAUCUUUGCAGGAAUCUUAUCAGCAUUGAGGAGGGUGAUUGCAAGGCGUGUUUCAUUGAAGAAUCAACUUAAAAGGCGACUUCAUGCUCUAACUAUUGCCUCUGCAACAUGCUUCAUGUUUCCUAUUGCCAUGUGGGAUGUAAUCAUAGGAUCAGCUUCUAGCAGCAGCAAUAAGAUGCCAUUCUCUACUUGGGCUUUUCUAAGCACCAUUCUUUUUGGAGUUAUCUUGAUAUUCUAUGUUGAUAGUAUCGCGGAAGAGAGAUUACACAUGGUUUUCUCUUCUCCAAAGCAUUUGAUGGUAGCUGGAGGAUGCAUAAUCGUGAUGGAAACGGUGUACAAAUUGGACUUUUCUCUUCCAGGAUUCCUAAUUUGCUGCAUAGUUUUGGGCUUUGGGAUAUACGAAGCAACUUCUUUGGAACGUGGUAGAAAAGAUUCUUUCCAAAAGCCUGAUUCAUCGGAUGGGAUUUUGGGAGAUGAAAUUCAGAUGUCUGCACUUCCAACUUGAAUUGCAGUUGUAGGUUAAUGUACAUCAGUAGCAACUUGUUGGCACUGUAUUGUUGCACAAAUGGUUGGUUUUCAGUUGGAUGUUAUGAACCAUAGUCAGCAGGAAGAGAAAUUCUUAUUGCAGAACUCAAUGUCGAUUGUUGAAUAUGAUAGAUAGGAAACUCCCAAGAAAAUUGUUGGUUCUCACUUCUCAUAUCUUGAUGUGGCACAUGGGGCGAUCAAUCUGUUGGAUAUCCCAUAAUACUACUCGGAAAUGUGGUCAUACAUUCUAACUGUUUGUAGUUUACCAUCUGUUGGACAAAGAAAAGAAAGAAUACUUGUACUUAACUGCUGAGGGGUUAACGAGAUAAUAUUCUUUC